Messenger RNA from Thlaspi arvense, 1464 nucleotides. Lineage: Eukaryota; Viridiplantae; Streptophyta; Magnoliopsida; Brassicales; Brassicaceae. The record is from the annotation of a GenBank genome assembly.
AUGGAGGAACUGCCGAUGUCUCCGGCGGGCCACGACCCCCAGGGUCAGGUUAAGCAGCAGCAAGCCGCCGGCGUUGGUAUAUUGCUUCAGAUUAUGAUGCUCGUCCUUUCCUUCGUUCUCGGCCAUGUCCUCCGCCGUCACCGGUUCCACUAUCUUCCUGAAGCCAGCGGUUCGCUUCUCAUUGGUUUCAGUCUUCAACCUAAACCAUUCUUUUCUAACUUUGGAGCCAUUGUUACCUUUGCCAUCAUCGGAACUCUUGUAGCUUCACUUGUCACUGGUGGCCUAGUUUAUCUUGGCGGCUCUAUGUAUCUCAUGUAUAAACUUCCAUUUGUUGAGUGUCUUAUGUUUGGUGCACUUAUAUCAGCUACGGACCCUGUCACUGUACUGUCUAUCUUCCAGGAACUGGGCACCGACGUCAACCUGUAUGCUUUGGUCUUUGGAGAAUCAGUUUUGAACGAUGCUGUGAGUGUUUCUUUACCUGCUGCCUGCGACACUCGGCUCUUCCUUUUAGAUGGCAAUAUCAUUGUACAGAACAAUGUCCUUAGUAAACAGCCAGGCCUCGUCUGGGGAACAUUUUCUCAUGGUGGUGAUCAGGGCACUAUUAGUGAAACAAUCAAUGAAAGACUAGAACACCUCUUUAAGUAUGCAGGAUUGGAUACGGAGCAUCUUCAGAACUUGGAGUGUUGUCUCUUUGUGCUUUUCCCGUAUUUUUCAUACAUGCUUGCGGAAGGUGUUGGUCUUUCCGGCAUUGUGUCUAUACUCUUCACAGGAAUUGUUAUGAAGCGCUACACUUUCUCAAACCUCUCAGAAGCGUCGCAGAGCUUUGUAUCUGCUUUUUUUCACUUGAUAUCCUCGCUGGCAGAAACUUUCACGUUCAUUUACAUGGGAUUUGAUAUUGCCAUGGAGCAGCAUAGCUGGUCCCAUGUUGGGUUUAUCCUUUUCUCUAUUGUAUCCUCGUUCACUGGUCCUUGGGCUGUCAAUGUAUUUGGGUGUGCAUAUUUGGUCAAUUUAGCUAGACAGGAGCACCAGAAGAUACCUAUGAAGCACCAAAAAGCCCUUUGGUAUAGUGGACUUCGAGGGGCAAUGGCGUUUGCGCUUGCACUUCAAUCGCUUCAUGACCUACCAGAGGGUCACGGUCAAAUCAUAUUUACUGCAACCACAACCAUUGUUGUUGUCACAGUUUUACUAAUAGGAGGUUCAACAGGUAAAAUGCUGGAGGCUUUGGAAGUUGUAGGUGAUGAUCUUGAUGACUCCAUGUCUGACGGCUUUGAGGAGAAUCCUCGGUACAUCCCUCCUCCUUUUAGCAUUGGAGCUUCAUCGGAUGAGGAUACGUCAUCAUCAGGAAGCAGGUUCAAGAUGAAGUUGAAAGAGUUUCACAAAAGCACUACGUCAUUCACCGCGUUGGACAAGAAUUUUCUGACACCGUUCUUCACAACUAACAGUGGAGAUGGAGAGGAAGAGUAG